Molecule: messenger RNA, 1357 nt
Organism: Rhincodon typus (whale shark)
Lineage: Eukaryota; Metazoa; Chordata; Chondrichthyes; Orectolobiformes; Rhincodontidae
Gene: tmem275a
Product: transmembrane protein 275a
Exons: 3
Coding region: 81-884 (267 amino acids)
Source: RefSeq, a predicted model, not a curated record
GUCGGAGGGGCUGUGCUGAGGGCAGGCAGACCUUUUCUCUAAGGGUCUAGGGGGUGGGAGAGAGAAGCACAUUCUCUGAUAUGAGCUCCAGUGUACGGCAGCUGUCGGUGUGGGUUGAGCGAUGGGGAUUACGACGGGAACGGAAGCCUUGGUGCUGUAAGAGGAGGAGCGGUUCUGAGUAUGAGUUGGAGCUUGAACGGACUGACCCCAUUGCGGUGUCUGAUGUCAGGGCGAUAAGAAGGAUCCGCGAGAACAAGCUAAGGCAAUUAAACGCCAUUUUAACGUGUGACUUGGAGUGGGAAUGGUUUAGCACACUCACAAUCAAAAGUAUGAUGUUCACUGAGAAGACUAACACUGCCGUACCUCAGAAGCCUGGACAGAAGAAGACAAGGCCUCAGGGUCUUCCAUCUCCAGCUCUUUGUUGUGCCUGUGGCCUCUGCAUCAUGUUGGCAGGAAUUAACAUAACUCUUGUAGGAGCCUUUGCAUUUGGUACCUUCUUACCAGUGAACAAUCCCCCUAUCAUCAUUGGGCCCAUCUUGCUGGUGGUUGCCUUCGCCUUCUUCGCAGCCUGUUGCAUCUGCAGUCGGAGACCUCCAGCUCACGGCCAGAGGAAGUCCAAACCUGGAUCCAACAUUGGCAUCAUUAAGCCAGGCCAUGCCACAUUUGAGAUUGAGACCAGUGAGCAUACAGUGCAAGACACGACUGCAGUCCAGCUCAGCCCCACAAACUCACCAGUGUCUUCUAAGAAAUCCACCCCAGUCCAUGAAAACUCAAAGACAUGCAAACUAUUUACAAUGGAUGCCAACAAUCCCGGAGCCAAGUAUACAGCUGGCGCUGAGGCAAUACAACUGAACCUUCCCCGGGACUUGGGCUCAUCAUCAUAGAACUGGCUUGAGCUCUGAGUGCAAAACUACCCUUACUGUACAAUGUCAUGGCAAAGUCUCCUGAACUGUCCACCAGCAGAAACUUGUGGUUAAGUUUGAACAACCAAUGCUGCAAACUACAUUAAUCUACCUUUCUGUAUGAACUGCAGUCACCUUCAUUUUUACAGUUUAUGUUAUUUGAACAGUGAUCUUUUAAAUCUCCUGCUGUUUUUUGAGAGCAAAGUGCACAUGAGGCAGAACUUAUUCUAUACAAAUGUUUUUUAAGCAGAACUUUGAAAUUUGACAACAAAAGCACUGUCUGACUGUAACUUCAUUAAGCCCCAAAUCACAAGACAGUUGCAAGCAUCUGUGCAAAAUACAGACACGGUGCGAAGUUAAUUGGUUCAGAAGUGUAAAGACCAUAAACACUGUACCAAAAGUAUUUUGUCAUGGUAAAGGGUUUUGUUACCAGACGUGCAUUUUUUUUAUCAUGC